Leucoraja erinaceus (little skate) is the source of this 6368-nucleotide messenger RNA. RefSeq names its product probable ATP-dependent RNA helicase DDX60. The transcript is spliced from 37 exons. Gene Ontology annotation, cellular component: cytoplasm. Lineage: Eukaryota; Metazoa; Chordata; Chondrichthyes; Rajiformes; Rajidae. The record is from RefSeq and is a predicted model, not a curated record. The coding region runs from base 125 to 5587 and encodes 1820 amino acids. Gene Ontology annotation, molecular function: nucleic acid binding; ATP binding.
AUCAGUUGGUGCUCAGUUGAGGGUGUAUGAGUUGGUGCUUAGUUGUGUUCUUGGUCAACUAGCGAUCACGACGAGUUCUGAGCCUGGUCAAUGAGUGUCCUUUGGACCAAAGAAGGUCCAAGCCAUGGCGGAAGCUCCUGCAACCCAGGGCGUCGCUAGGUCAAGGACAUCCAGUGUCAGAGAGCAAAAACCCAGAGGUCAAAAUAGAGGAGGUCGAGAAAAUGUUCGGGAACCAAAUCCGGAUGAGGAAGAGCCGGUGGGUCCGGUCGAGGAAGGCGAGGACAACCUGGACAGAGAAAGUAAAGAGAGUCUGGAUGAAGAAAACGAGGACAGUCUGGAUGAGAAAACCUUGAAAGAGAUCUCUCCCAGCUCCUCGGAGUCAGAAGAGGAGGAGGACUUUGGGGAUGUUGAAAAGAAUCCUGCCCAGAUUUGGAAGUGGCUGGCAUCAUAUUUGACAAAAAUAUUUUGCAAAUUCCAGAUGACAAGCUUGCUCCGUGACUUUGUCGAGUCGGAGUUCUUUGUCAUCGAUGGCGAUUCUUUAAUGACGAUGUACAUUCACAAUGCAAUGGUCGAUGGUGAGCAGAACCUGCACUUUUUCCAUCUGGUGGAAUGCUUCCUGUUUGACUUGAUCCAAAAGCAGGCCACGUUUGUCAUCACGUUCUUUAAGGAUAUGGAAUGCAUUUGGAACCAUAGUUGCUCCUGCCUCACGCUCCGCACCGCACUGAUUCUUCACCUGCAGCGCAACACGAACAUCACAAUUUACACAGAGUUUUCCAACUGCUUUGAUCCAAAGUGGGAGAACUUCCUGGGUGAGAACCAGCCCUAUUUUGUGAUGAUCUCUGACAAGGCUCACCUCCAGGAACGGGGGCAGCAUCAUUCCACGGGAUUGUUCCACAAUCUGAUGCUUCACACACUAGGGAAUGGAAUCAAUGUUGUCAUCACAUCAGGAAUCUCCCAGGACAUUCUCAGAGUUCAUGGGUAUCACCAGACCAGCAAUGCCAGCGUUAUUUUAAACUUUCAGAAGUACAAAGCGGAUCUGAAGCGAGCACACGGAGGGCUGCUGAGAUGUGCCCCGGCGUUCCACAGCAAAGUGUUUUGUGCAGCUAAUGAAAACGAACUGAUGGAGAGACUGCAAAGUGAGAUUUCCCAGAGCUACUCAGCUCUGAAGCUUUUGUGGCCCAAAGGAGCAGAUGUCCGGAGAAUUGUAUGUGCUGUGUCUUGUUCUGUGGCUCUGAAGAUCUAUGGCCAUAUGAUGGCAGUGGACAACUCCACGGGAAGCAUGCAAGGAGUUUCAGCCGACGAGGAGGAGCAACGUGAGAAACUAUCGGUGGAGGGAGCGACUGAGUUCUGCCGAGUGUACUGCCUUCACGUGGCUCUUCUCUGUAAACUACCCUUGGCACAAAGAUCUCUCAAGAGGAAUGCAAAGUGGAAAAAAACUGCUUUUCCAUUCCUGUCACUGAGGAGGAUGACGGAAUUCCUGGUUUUGAAGAAGCUGGCUUUUGCCCAGCACGGGGCGGCUGACAUGACGUACUUGACUGACAUGAACGAUCAACAACUCUUCAGAAGUGUAGCCACGAUCUGCUCCGAAAGGCCAGGAUCGGAGGCCCGAUUGGGGAGGGAGAUCGGGAGUGAAUACCGAGACAUCUGGGAAGCAGUGGCCAGGAUUUCUCCAGCUCUGGAUGUUGGAUCUACUUUCCCCGUGACGUGCUCUCCUCACCUACUUUCGAUGCCCACUGUCUCCACACCAUCAGGCCACCGAGAGCAGCCAAUUCCCUCCAUUGGUUUAAUACCAGUGAGCUCGGAAGUCGUGGAAGAAUAUCUCGGGGAAAUGCUAAACCAAAUGAACCAGCUUCACAGCGAGGAUCCCACCGUCGCAUCACUGCAGAAGCUCAGAGAGUUUGACGAAAGGUUACACUGGCAUUCGAGCAGGCCCUUGACUUUAUCCUUUCAAGAGCGGAUGGGGCAACUUUCCACAGAUCCAGAGGAGAGGAAAAAGAUGUUACGGCAGAAACAGAAGCUCGUUGUGUUCGAGAGGCUUUAUGCAGAAUCUCUGAAUGAAAACGCAGAGUUGAGGAUUGUCACUGAUCCAGCCGAGGCAGCGAAGACCAAGUCUAAAUGUCCGCCGCAUCCCAGCAAGGGGAAGGGCAUGAAGCCGGAGAAGAAGAAAAGGUCUGAAUGCAUCAUCGAGGAUCAGAAAAAGAAAAAAAUGUUGGAGGAGGAGAGGAGGGCGAAGGAACAGUGGAACUUCAUUCAAGAGACCCUUGGGAAAGACACAACUCAGCCCAUCGAGGAGAGGAUGAAAACGCUGGACAAAUUCCUGAAGACUUGUGUUAGUGAUCAGGUGAAAUUUGAUGCAGAGAUGGAAGGAGUUAAAUACUGCUAUAAAGCAUGGGAGGAACAUUACAGAUCUACAGCAGAGCCCUUGAAAGACGUGAAAAAUGCAGCCAUUUUGAUGCAAAGAAUCCACACUGUUCUGGAUCGAUAUGAGGAGCUGCUAACUCCUAAACAAUUAACCCACCUGGCCAGUUACCUCCAACAACUCGGAUUCCUCAACCUCAGAGAUACACUGAUGCAAAGAGUUGAUACGCACCAGCUGCAGAAAGAGAAGGAAAACAAGUCGCUGGCAAGAGAUCCCAAGUUUCCGGUUGGAUUAGGAGCAGCCCGUUUCCAGCUGAAGCAUAUGGGUCCUUUUCUAAUCCGGGAUGUAAGGAAUGAUCCUGAUCCCAGGGUGAAGCAUUUCAUACCAGACACCUGGCAGAGAGAGCUGCUGGACGCUGUGGAUAGCAAUGAAUCUGCAGUCAUUGUUGCUCCCACCUCGUCUGGUAAAACCUACGCAUCCUAUUACUGCAUGGAGAAAGUGUUGAGAAGCAGUGACGAUGGCAUUGUGGUCUACGUGGCACCCACCAAGGCUCUUGUCAAUCAGGUAGUAGCCAGUGUCUACGGGAGGUUUACCAAGAACUUACCUCAAGGAAAGGUGGUGUGUGGAUGUUUCACCAGAGACUAUCGGAGCAACGUCGAUAAUUGUCAGAUCCUGAUUACAGUACCACAGUGCUUAGAAAUUCUCCUGCUCUCUCCCCCAAAACAAGACUGGGCAAAAAAAAUCCAAUAUGUGAUUUUUGAUGAGGUGCAUUGCCUGGGUGGAGAGAUUGGAGCAGAGGUUUGGGAACAUCUGCUGGUGAUGAUCCGUUGUCCAUUCCUUGCUCUGUCAGCAACUAUCAGCAAUCCUCAGGAUCUCACACAGUGGCUACAGUCGGUGAAGGACUACUGGGAAGGAGCAGAGUGCAGUCCUGAAGCAUCUUCUUCAGCGAACUCCAAGACCAAGAGGAAGAUCAAUCGACCCACUGAGAGGCAGUCCUUCAAAGUGAGACUCGUCAUUUACGGGGAACGGUACAAUGACUUGGAAAAGUUUGUGUGUGACUUUGAAGGUGGUGAAUACAAAUUUGUGCCCUAUCAUCCCUGUGCUGCCUUAACAGUGGAUCACAUUGUAAAGUACGGCAUCCCGUCUGACCUAGCACUGUCUCCAGCUGAAUGUCUCAGACUCUACGACACGAUGUCAAAUGUUAUGCGGGGCUGGCCCAGGAUGCAGGAGUUGGAACCAGAGGAAUACAAGUCUUUUAAAAACAAAAUUGUUAUCAAGAAGUCCGAUGUGAGAGAAUAUGAGGCUGAACUGAAGAAGGAACUUACCGAGUGGAUUGAAAAGGGGUGGAGAUAUGAGGUCAAGGAUGUGCUGAUGAUGUUGGAACCAGAGGUUGAAGGGAAUUUUGGGAAAGCUCACUCAAGUAACUACCCACUUCUGGUGGAAUCUCUUCAAAAGCGGAACGGUCUUCCAGCUAUUUUUUUCAUCUUCAAUAUAUCACUGGUUGAGGAAUUUGCUAAUAGCAUACUAAAGCACCUGCAGACGAAAGAGGAAAGCAGGAUGAAACCAGAUGAUAACAAAGUGAAACAGCAGAUGGAAAAAAGGAUCAAGGAGCUACGAAAGUACCUGCAAAAAGAGGAUAAACCGAUGCAUCUCAGCAGAAAUCAAGAGGAAAAACUGUCGCAAUUGCGGACAGAAUAUGAUUUGUUACUGACGAAAUAUCAAUUACUUCAAGAAAUCCCUCCCGACUGUACGUUUGCCCAGAUUACUGCUGCAGAUCGAGAGUUCAUGGACAAGGUUUUUGACCGCAUGCAGUGGGUGUUUGGCUUUAGCCACUUCCGAGAGAUGAUGCGCCGAGGAAUUGGUUGCCACCAUAGAUCUCUGAACAAAAAAUUUCGGCAAGGCGUGGAGAUGCUUUUCAGAAGCGGUGUAAUAAAGGUUGUCAGCGCCACAUCAACCCUUGCUCUGGGAAUCAACAUGCCCUGCAAGACUGUCGUUUUUCUUCACGAUUCUGUGCAUCUGGAUUCUCUCACCUACAGACAGAUGGCGGGAAGAGCAGGUCGUCGAGGGAUGGACAAUGUAGGAAGCGUGAUGUUCCACAAUGUGCCGUUAUCCAAGGUGAAGAGGCUGAUGAAGGCCAAUGUUCCCCAGCUGAGGGGCCAGUUCCCCGUGACUAUAACCUUCAUCCUCCGCCUCAUGCUGCUGGCUGCCAAAUCUAGCGACAAGACGGAUGCCAAAGCCAAGGUACUUUCCGUCCUCCGAUACUCCCUAAUGACCUUCAAUCAACCCCAAAAACAGAUUAUAGUCAAAUACUAUUUCCUCUUCACUCUGCAGUUCCUUCUCAGAAAGUGUUUCCUGGACCGAGAAUGUCAGCCUCAGGGCUUUGCGGGCCUGGUGAUGCACCUCCACUACCAUGAACCCGCCAACUUUGUCCUCAUCCACUUCCUGAUGCAAGGCCUCCUGCACCAAGUCUGCCGUCCCACGAAGAAAUGUUCAAAGACUUUUUCAGAAGACGUGAUGGAAACUUUAGUUCUCAUCCUGGCCAACCUAUUUGGCAGGCGCUAUUUUCCACCAUUCUUUUUGGAGCAGAAGCCUUCUUUCCAACAGUCCAAGGUAUUCCUGAACGAUCUUCCCAAAGAGUUUGCUGUCGCAGUCAAUGAGUACAACAGGAAUGCUCUCCACGUCUUUGGAAACUUCCUGCUCACCAUCUCACGGCAGGUUGACCUGGAAGAGGAGUUUAAGCUUCCCCUGACAAACACAUCAUUCAUGCGUUCCCAGGUGUCAGAGGUCACUGAGUUCAUCACAGAUUUGUCUAAAUGCUUAAACCGUCAGGUUACAGGAAUCUCACCGUUCGCUUGCUUGUCCGGGCACACUGACCACGAUCUGUUCAACAAUUACGAUUUAGAUAAAAUUAUUUUCCGCACACUUGGUAUUCAUAUGAAUAACAUCCCCAUUCUGCCCUUGAGGCGCUACGAUAGGCAAGGAAGACACAUGCCUCUCAACGCAUAUGCUCUUGACUUCUACAAACACGGCAGCUUGCAUGCUUUGUCCAAAGACAACGGAAUAAAUAGGGGGGAUGCCUAUGCCCUGAUCAAAGAUUUCACGUUUGUAAUUUCUGCAAUCAGCGUUUCUCUAAUAGAACGGAGCGAGAGCGUUAAUGACCCUGUUGUAUUAGCUUUCGAGCAACUCAACAAGACCUACAACAAAAAGUUCCGUGCUGUUUGGAGCUAAGAAGCCAGAAUGGGAUUUAACCAUCAAUGCCCCUGUUGGUUGGGUCGACUGAUGCCAUCACUGAGUGCCAUCAGGGGGCGCCGCAAGAUGGUUGCCUCGCCAACGUUCUGUAUGCGUUGUUUUCCUUCUUUGUGAUUUUAGCUUGUUGUAAAAUGUAUGUUUUAGUUUAUCUUUAGUUUUAGGCGGGGGGGGGGGGGGGGUGGGGAAACUUUUCUUAUCUCUGUCCUCGACGGAGAUGCAACUUUUUCCAUGUCGUAUCUCCGUCUGCACUGCGGCCUAACAUGGUGUUGGUGGCCUCUUGCUGGGACGUCUAGAGCUCCAAAACCAUGGAGCCUGGGGACUUUAACAUCUCAGAGCGUGCGAUCCCUUUGCCAGUGGUCGGCCUUUGGUGCUCCAACCUGCGGGAGCUGUGGACUUUAACAUUGUGAAGCUCGCUGUCCCUGGCUAGGGACUGAUUUCAGAAGCUCCAAGCCGCAGGAGUUUUGACCGCCCCAAUGCGGGAGCUUGGACCGCCCCGACGAGGAAGCUCGAUCGCCGGCUGCGGAUGGUUCGACUCCCCCGACAACAGGAGGAAAGAAGAUAAGACUUUAUUGCCUUCCAUCACAGUGGGGAAUGUGGGGGAGCCACUGUGGUGGAUGUUUAUGUCAAUUUUCUAUGUAGUUGUGUGUUUUGUUGCAAUUUUUGAUAUGAUUAUAUGGCAAACCAAAUUUCACAUAUGUUGCAAAACAUACUUGGCAAAUAAAUAAUGGUUAUGAGGUACCAGACCCGUUGGGUUAAAGAA